AUGCUGGAGUUUGUCACUGCCGCGGUCCAUUUUCGCUUUGGACCUUUUCAACCAAGCGACCUGGUGCAGAGGUUGCUACUGUUCUCUUCCUGCCUGCUGCCAAAAAUGAUCUUGUGUUUGGCGCAAGUGCGGGUAUUGGUACUGCAGGCUCAAUCCCUUCACGGGACCCUUGCGGGUCCUACGCACACCGCAGAAGGCGGAUUAUCUCCUCCAAUUCACUUGACUGCCGCUACUCAGAAUAUAUCUGAGACGCCAGUCAUAAUUGGUACCAUUCGAACGCAAACCAAAAUCCCUUCUGCUAGAUUUGGUUCGCGCCGUUUCCGAGCGUGUUUGUUCAUCAACGAGAAGAAACCAGCAAAACUGUUGUGGAUAGCACUCAUAGCCACAGGCGGGGAGGCGGCAGAGUAUACCAAUACGAAGCACGGCAGUGAUCGUCUGAUAAUAAUACCUGACACAUUAAAAACUUCUCUGUCUCGACACAAACACGUAGAGCCUGUACAAUGCAAGCAUGUUCUGCGAAGACCAUCACCGUAUGCCCUCGAAGAUACUUGUAUCAAAUGUGGUGAGUCGCAGAUCGAGUUAAAAAAAGAGCUGCGCAUGGCAAAGAUGACAGAGGAUGAAAUAGAUCAUGCUGCGCGACUGUAUGCUUCUUUCUACAAAUACGAAAAGCACUUGGAUGCGAUCACAUUGGCGCUGUUCUCUGACCCUACUUUUAAUAUAUCGGAGUUGCCGGCGUCGCUGCGGGAAAUGCUGAAGAUCGCUGAAAUCGAAAAGCCUGAGCUUUGA
This is a messenger RNA of Diatraea saccharalis (sugarcane borer), 786 nucleotides long. NCBI's taxonomy places the organism in Eukaryota, Metazoa, Arthropoda, Insecta, Lepidoptera, Crambidae. The record is from the annotation of a GenBank genome assembly.